Lepus europaeus (European hare) is the source of this 1526-nucleotide messenger RNA. RefSeq names its product cholinergic receptor nicotinic beta 4 subunit (gene CHRNB4). NCBI's taxonomy places the organism in Eukaryota, Metazoa, Chordata, Mammalia, Lagomorpha, Leporidae. Gene Ontology annotation, cellular component: neuron projection; synapse; postsynaptic membrane. The transcript is spliced from 6 exons. Bases 1 to 1437 code for a protein of 478 amino acids. The record is from RefSeq and is a predicted model, not a curated record. Gene Ontology annotation, molecular function: transmembrane signaling receptor activity; acetylcholine-gated monoatomic cation-selective channel activity. Gene Ontology annotation, biological process: chemical synaptic transmission; regulation of membrane potential; monoatomic ion transmembrane transport.
AUGCGGAGCGCGCACCCCCUGCUCCUCUUCUCCUCCCUGCUCGCCCUCUGCGGGCGAGGGGACUGCCGCAUGGCCAACGCCGAAGAGAAGCUAAUGGAUGACCUCCUGAACAAGACCCGCUACAACAACCUGAUCCGCCCGGCCACCAGCUCCUCGCAGCUCAUCUCCAUCCACCUGCAGCUCUCUCUGGCCCAGCUCAUCAGCGUGAACGAGCGAGAACAGAUCAUGACCACCAACGUCUGGCUGAAGCAGGAGUGGACUGACUACCGCCUGGCCUGGGACAGCUCCCGCUACGAGGGGGUGAACAUCCUGAGGAUCCCUGCCAAGCGCGUCUGGCUGCCCGACAUAGUGCUCUACAACAACGCCGACGGGACCUACGAGGUGUCCGUCUACACCAACGUGGUGGUCCGCUCCAACGGCAGCAUCCAGUGGCUGCCGCCCGCCAUCUACAAGAGCGCGUGCAAGAUCGAGGUGCGGCACUUCCCGUUCGACCAGCAGAACUGCACGCUCAAAUUCCGCUCCUGGACCUACGACCACACGGAGAUCGACAUGGUGCUCAUGUCGCCCUGGGCCCUCGUGGACGACUUCACGCCCAGCGGCGAGUGGGACAUCGUGGCGCUGCCGGGGCGCAGAACGGUGAACCCGCGCGACCCCAGCUACGUGGACAUCAGCUACGACUUCGUCAUCCGCCGCAAGCCGCUGUUCUACACCAUCAACCUCAUCGUGCCCUGCGUGCUCAUCACCUCGCUGGCCAUCCUGGUCUUCUACCUGCCGUCCGACUGCGGCGAGAAGAUGACGCUGUGCAUCUCCGUGCUGCUGGCGCUCACCGUCUUCCUGCUGCUCAUCUCCAAGAUCGUGCCGCCCACCUCGCUGGACGUGCCGCUCAUCGGCAAGUACCUCAUGUUCACCAUGGUGCUGGUCACCUUCUCCAUCGUCACCAGCGUGUGUGUGCUCAACGUGCACCACCGCUCGCCCAGCACGCACACCAUGGCGCCCUGGGUGCAGCGCUGCUUCCUGCGCACGCUGCCCGCCUUCCUGUUCAUGAAGCGCCCGGGCCCCGCCGAGACCCCGCAGCCCCGCCGCUCACGCCCGCCGCCGCCGCCCCCCGAGGCCGCCGCCGGCCUCUGUGGGGACCCCAUGUACUUCGUGAACCCGGCGGCGGCCAAGUCCCCCGCGGGGCUCCCCAGGGAGUUCCGGCCCCGGGCCUCGGCGAGGUUCCGGCAGGACGUGCAGGACGCGCUGGAGGGGGUCAGCUUCAUCGCCCAGCACCUGAAGAGCGACGACGAAGCCCAGAGCGUGGUUGAGGACUGGAAGUACGUGGCCAUGGUGGUCGACCGGCUGUUCCUGUGGGUCUUCGUGUUCGUGUGCGUCCUGGGCACCGUGGGGCUCUUCCUGCCUCCCCUCUUCCAGACCCACUCGCCCUCCGAGGGUGCCUAGGCCACCCGGCUGUCCACAGGGCCCUGGGGGAGUGAGCCGAGCACGGACAGGCGGGCAGGUGGUCGCCUGCUCCUGGGUCACGGCUCAUG